Messenger RNA from Arachis ipaensis, 963 nucleotides. The record is from RefSeq and is a predicted model, not a curated record. NCBI's taxonomy places the organism in Eukaryota, Viridiplantae, Streptophyta, Magnoliopsida, Fabales, Fabaceae.
AUGCAUCGCGGAUUGAUUAUCACAAUACAAACUGAUUGGUUGCGAGUGCUUCGAAGCUUAGCGAGAUUGCUAUCGAAGCUUUCUGACUCAAGGUUUCCAGAUCUGAACUCGAAUGGAGCCAAGUCAAGUGCGAGUGCUUUGGAAAAUCCGUCGAGCGUUUACUACCUCCAUCUAGGUGAAAAUCCUGGAGUUUCUAUAGUGUCAGUCGUGUUGAAUACCUAUAAUUAUAACUCCUGGUCUAGAUCUAUGAAGAGAGCUUUGAGAUCGAAGAAUAAAAUCGGAUUUAUUGACGGCACACUUGCUAAACCAAUUAAGAACCAUCCUGAGUUUGUGGCGUGGGAUAAAUGUAACACGUACGUAGUGUCAUGGAUUAAUUUGUUACUAAGCAGUGACAUAGCUCAGAACGUAGCUUGGCACGAGAGUGCGGUAGAUCUGUGGCAAGAUUUAGAGUAUCGAUAUUACCAUGGAGACUUGUUUCGAAUUGUGGAAUUACAAGAAGAAUUAUAUGCUAUGAACCAGGGGGACUUGAAUAUUACAAAAUAUCACACAAAAAUGAAGGCAGUUUGGGAAGACAUUGAGAGUUUCGAACCUGUUCCAGUGUGUGUUAGCUGUGAUGUGAAUUGUGAAUGUGGACUUGAAGUAGUUAGAAAUUACCGAAAAAGAAACUAUGCGGUUCGAUUUUUGCGUGGACUGAAUGAGCAAUUUAGUGGCGUCCGAUCACAGAUCAUGCUGAUGAAGCCAUUUCCUGCUGUGAAUGAAAUGUUCCCUUUGCUUACUCAACAAGAGAGACAAAUCCAUGGGAUGGAUACUGAGACUAGGAGCUUCGCAGAUCUUGCCAAUUCCACUCACAAUUUUAACGAUAAUAGCGUCCCUAGAGGGAGAGGACAAGGAAUGCGGGGUGGAAGAGGUGGACGAAGUGGAAGAAACUCACCUAAGAGCUGCUCAUACUAUCACAAGGCAUGA